Emiliania huxleyi CCMP1516 is the source of this 5571-nucleotide messenger RNA. RefSeq lists its product as hypothetical. Gene Ontology annotation, molecular function: phosphatidylinositol binding. The record is from RefSeq and is a predicted model, not a curated record. Gene Ontology annotation, biological process: protein retention in Golgi apparatus; protein targeting to vacuole. The transcript is spliced from 18 exons. The coding region runs from base 1 to 5571 and encodes 1856 amino acids. Gene Ontology annotation, cellular component: extrinsic component of membrane. Lineage: Eukaryota; Haptophyta; Isochrysidales; Noelaerhabdaceae.
AUGCUCAAGGCUGCCUCGCUUCUGUUCGUCGCUUUGCCGGCGUCUGCCCUGCCGGCUGCCUACACGCAUCACACGAGUGCGCAGGCCAACACCGUCAACGACAUCAACCCGACCGCUCGGGGCCUCGCCUUUGCGCCCAAGCCCUCGCCCGUGCCCGACGUGGUCGACGACCCCGCCUGGCUGAUCGCCACCUCUGGCUUCUGCUCGAACCUCAACGUCAUGAUCAAGGAGCGCGACGUCGAGGCGAGCGAGACGGAGGGCGACACCGCGGCCCACUUCGUCGCCGACAUCGAGUUCAACUACUACCCGCAGACGGCGGUCAAAUUUACCGACUUCCCUCACCACCUCGCAAAGACCAUCGAGGGCGAUGCGGCCGAGGCGGACGCGCUGGCCUCCAGCGAUUGGGACCACAAGAACAUCGCGCUGCUCGAGCCGACGUCGACGUGCGGCGCUGACGAACAGAACGACCAGGCUUGGGGCAUCUCGGUCUUCAAGGUCGAGGAGCACCGCCACUGCACUGACGGCGAGACCGCGUGGGACGGACACCCCUGCGUCCACUACUCCGGCUACGUCUCGGCGGCUACAUCCAACUUUGUCAACGUGAAUGAGGGGCGGUUCGUCUGCCAGCUGUUCGUCGACUCGGAAUCGUUCGGUGGGUUUGGGAAGGGGGUCGGCGAGAUCCUCUGGGGGGCGGCGAACGUGCUGCAGAACAAGCUGACGCGGGCCCAGUACCUCGAUGAGGCGCGGCCGCUCGCGCUCGUGCUCGAGAAUGUCGCUGUGCGCGAGGAGUCGCUGGCCCUCGUCUGCUCGUAUGCGAUCGGCCUGCUGCUCCCGGUGACGCUACGCUCGCUCGAGUGCGACAGAGUCGAGCUCCGCCUCUCGGGUGGGCGGCUGCUCCGGCUGGCGGCCAAAGCGGCGGCGAGCAAAGCGAGGAGGAGGAGAGCCUCGGGCGGCGACGGCGAGCGGUUCGGCUCGGUCGGCGAGGCCGCGAUCGACAGCAUCGCUGCCGUCGACCCGCUCGCCGGGGCCGCGCUCACCUGCGUCUUUGUGGGCCUCCGCAUGCAGCACACGCUGCAGAGGCCGGCAGAGUGGGCCGACUCAGCGCACGCGCAAAAGAUGCUCUCUCCUCCGGCGGCCGAGCUCGCCGCCGCGCUUCCGGUCCUGCUGCAGGCCGGCUCGGCAGCCCUCGCGCAGAAAUGGGCCCAGGGCGACGGCGGCGACGGCGGCGAGGGCGGCGAGGGCGGCGAGGGCGGCGAGGGCGGCGAGGGCAGCGACGGCGGCAGAGGCGAGGGGCGAGGCGGUGCCGAGAUUUGCGACGGGCAAUGCGACGCUACGGGGACGGCGCGCGAGGAGGCGCGGGCCGCGCAGGCGGCGGCGCUGCAGGCGGCUCGGGCGACAGGCGACGGCUGGGCGGUUGCAGACCCGAUCCUGGCGCCUCCGGUGCGGAAGAGCUGGGGAUGGCUCAAGCUGCUCAACUCGGUCGCCUUCGAGCUCGCCUCCGCCCAAGCGCGAGGCAGCGUCGCGCCGCCGCAGCUAGCGACGCUGACGCGCCUGAACGACGCGAUGAACGGGUGGGCUAACUGGUUGGCGACGGUGGAGGCGGAGGCGGUGGCCGCCGUGCAAGCCGCGCCGGAGCCCGGCACGCCCGCCGCCGGCCCCGACUUGCUCGGCAUGCUCCGGCACGUCGGCCUGCCCGUCGACGAACUUCUCCCGCCCGCCACGCCAAACACGCCUGCGGCCGCGGCGACGCCGAGGACGCCACUCAGGCCAGACAGCAGCGGGCCAGACAGCAGCGGGCCAGACAGCAGCGGGCCAGACAGCAGCGGGCCAGGCGGCAGCGGGCCAGGCGGCAGCGGGCCAGGCGGCAGCGGGCCGGGCGGCAGCGGCAGCAGCCCUGCCCUUUGUGGCACGGGCGACGCUUGGGCCGUCGCGGAGCCGAGCUCGCCGCCGCCGCCGCCGCCGCCGCGGACUCCUCCUCCCCCUCCGCCCUUCCACGCGGCUGCGCCGGGGCGGCCGUCCUACUUGCCCGGGGCAGCGCGCCCGCUCCGCUGCGCGGCAGCGCACGCGUCUCUCGAGGUCGGCGCGAGCCACGCCGCGGUCUGCUUGCUGCUCUCCUCCUCGCGCGGCGCUGCCCCGCUGCUCGAGGUCCAGCUGAGCCCCGGCUCCGACGGCACGCCUCCCGCCCAGUCCUACUCCCCCAUGUCCGCGACAUGUAGAGCACGCCUCGUGUGCGCCCUCUCUGAGCCCUCUCUGGACGUGUACGCUGCAGGGCCGCUGCCCCCGAUGCUCGAGCUCGACGCGGAGAGCGGAGGCGCGCAGAGCGGAGGGUACCCCCUCGCCGACAUCAAGGAGCUGCCCUCCCUCGAGCUGCCGGGCGGCCGCAAGCUGUACGUGGCGGUCCGGCAGCACGGCUCGACACGCGCACUCGUUGUGGCGGAGGACCCGCCGCUCCGCCGGCCCCGCCGCGGGCACGGCAUGCGGGCGUGGCUCGACAAGACCUUCUCGCGCCUCGGACUCGUGGGCCUCGCCGCGCCGCUCGGCGGCGCGUCGCGGCUGCAGCUGCAGCUCUGUCUGUCUGCCGUCUCGGUCUCGCUAGUCGAGUCGGGUCCGAAGGGGACGCCGCGCGAGCUGCUCGGCGCCGCGCUGCGCGGAGUCCGCCUGCGGCUCGCUCCGUCGGCCGAGGGGCUCGACACGCGUGUGUCGGUCGACUUGCUGCAGGUGGACAACCUGCUGCAGCACGCGCGCCACGGCGUCCUGCUGCGCGCGGGCCCGCCCCCCGCCGGCGAGCCCGCCGAGGGGGGGGCGGAGGACGGCGCGGGCGACGACGGCGCGGGCGACGACGGCGCGGGCUGCCGCGCGUUUGUUCUGCACGCGGUGCGGCGCGGCAAUGAGUACGAGAGGCUCGUGCUGCAGCUCGCGCCGCUCACGCUCGCUCUCGAGGCGACGGUGCUAGCCCGCCUCGCCGUCAUCGUCCCGCGAUCGCGCCAGGGGCAGGCCGGCGGUGGGGACGGCGGAGAGAGCGGUGGCGCGCACGGCGCGCGGCUGCUGGUGCAGCGGCUCUCGGCGACGCUUGAGGAGCCUCCCGACUGGUCGCGCCGGCGGCCAAUCUACAUCGAGUCGCUGCUGAUCGGUCAGAUCGACCUGACCAUCUCGAGCGCGCUCGAGGUCCAGCGCGACGACGCGCCGCGCCAGCCUGCGGGCGAGGCCGCGCGCGGCGGAGGGCUGCUCUCGGUCGGCGGCGGCGGCGCGCCGUCGGAUUGGAUGGCGGCGGCGAGCGCGGUGCCGCUGCUCGCUCACGCACUCCAGUCGAUGGUGGUCCUCGCCAAGGGCAUCGGGCUCAACUUCGCCUCGGUCUCGGGCGUGCCGCUCUCCUUCGCCACGACGAGCCAGCAGCGCGUUUUCUACACGCCCUCCGAGCUGCUCUACCGGCUGCGGCAGACCUUCACGCGCCAGCUCUACCCGCAGCUCGGGAAGGCGGUGGGGCACUCGCAGAUGCUGGGGGACCCGCUCGGCGCCCUCUCGACGCUCGGAUCGGGCCUCAAGGGGCGAGCACUUGCUCACCGGAGGCCGCUAGUGAGCACUUGCUCACCGGAGGCCGCUAGCGAGCACUUGCUCACCGGAGGCCGCUACCUGCUCGGCGGCGUCGGCGGGUUUCUGUUCGGCCCGCUGCGCCACAUCGCGGCUUCGCUCAACUCGGUGGUGGGCCGGAUGAACCGGCCGGACGACCCCCUCCUCGACGGCAGCCCGAACGCGCAGCCCGGCCGGCGGAGGGACGGCUCGAUCCGCGUGCCGCGCGGCAAGGACGCGCUGCGCACGUUCGGCUCCGGCUUCAGCGGCAUCGUGUUGAAGCCGGUCGAGGGGCUGCACAAGGACGGCGCGCUCGGCGCCGCCAAGGGCGUCGCCGAAGGCCUGGGCGGCUGCGUCGUCAACAGCGCCGUCUCGGCGCCGCUGCAGUUCGCCGCGUGGCUGUCGUCGGGCGCCGAGCAGUACGCGAUGCGCCAGAUGCCGCGGCUGGCCGGCUCGGCGCGCCUCCUGCUCCGCGUGCGUCACAAGCCUGCGGCGGGCAAGCCGGGCCUGCCACAGCCACACGCAGACUGCCUCGGCUCUGUGGCGUGCGGCUCGAGCUGGUUCGCGCUGGGCGCGCGGCGGCGGAAGGACGCGCUUGCGGAGGAGGAGCGGGCCCCUCAGGAGGCGAUCGCUGCGGGCGGCGGCGGCGGCGGCGGCGGCGGCGGCGGCGGCGGCGGCGGCGGCGGGCCUCGGCGGCGCCGGCUCCGAGCGGCGGAGGCCUCGUCGCCGAUCGAGGCCUCGAGCGACGGGGAGUGCAGCCGCGGGUGUGGCGGCGUGCAGGGGAGCGCGCGAGGCGAGGCUGGCGAGAGUGGCAGCACAUUCGCCCGCUCGGCCAGCCUGCAGAGCCUGCAGAGCCUGCAGAGCCUGCAGAGCUUGCAGAGCCAGCCGAGCCUGCAGAGCCAGCCGAGCCCGUCCGCCUCGCCCGUCGCGUCGUCGAGCGUGGGUGGCUCGUUGACCUCCGACCUCGAGAUCGGGGCGAGCUCGGGCUCGGCCGACGACAGCGACGACGAGCCGCGCCGCGCGCGGCGACCGGGCGGAGGAGGCGGCGGGCCGAGGCCGGAGGCAUGGUGGGCGGGCGGGAGGCGCGCCGGGAGUAGUGCGAGGCGUGCCUUUGGGGGAGGGAGGGGCGGGGCGCCCGGCGGGGGGGGCGGCGCGGCUGCCGGAGCUGCCGCUCCCGCCGCCUCUGCCGGCGCGCCGCUCUCUCUGGCUCAGCGUCUCAAGCGGAAGUGGAAGCAGCGCCGCCGCUCCCCGCCCGAGGCGGGCGCGCUGCUGCUCGAGUUCCGCUGCUUCAGCGCCACCUUUGCCGAGCGGCACCGCCUCUCGACGGCGGCCGCCAAGGAGCCGGUGCUGCUGCGCUUGCGCUCGGUCGUGGACCGCGGCAUCACGGCGGGCGUGGACCGCGGCAUCACGGCGGGCGCGCCGGGCAGCUCGAGCACCCCGCUCAGGGCCGCCGCGCCGUCGCUGCGCCCGCCCUCGCCCGCCGCGCCCCUCCUCCCUGGCCCGGAAGUGUCCAGCGGCGGAAGCCGCGGGGCGGCGGAGACGGCGGCCGCCGCCGCCGCCCCGGCCGCGGUCGCGCGCGAGCGGCUCCAGCCGCACCACCUGCUGCACGUCAGCGGUCACAAGGCGGCGGUGCGCAGCGGCACGCGGCCGUACGUGGCGUACGACCUCUCCGUCCUCGGCGGCGCCGGCUCGGGGCGCGGCUGGCUGGUGGAGCGGCGCUUCUCGCAGUUCGACCAGCUCGUGUGCGAGCUGCGGAGGCAGUGCCCGGCCGCCCUCGCCGCCUCCGCCGCCAAGCUGCCCUCCAAGUUCCGGCUGCCCUCCUCGCUCUCCGAGGAGGGCGACCAGCGGCUCGCACCGCUGCAGGCGUGCCUCGCCGCGCUCUUGUCGGUCGAGGCGCUGCGCUGCUCCGAGCCGCUGCUCCUCUUUGUGGGAGCGCACCACGACCCGGCGCGACGCGGCGUGUGGGAGGCUGCCGUCCGGGCCGUCGCGCGCAGGGCAAAGUGA